AUGUCUGACAAAACUGACCUGAAAGCGGAGCUUGAGCGUAAAAAACAGCGUCUUGCUCAGAUCCGAGAGGAAAAGAAAAGAAAAGAGGAAGAGAGAAAAAAGAAAGAGGCAGAGAUUCAGCAGAAGACAGAGAAUGUGUCAGAGGACUCAGACUUGGAUAGAAAACGAAGAGAAACAGAAGCUCUCCUACAGAGCAUUGGGAUCUCUCCUGAACCCCCAUUAGUGCAGCCGCUACAGCUUUUAACAUGGGAUACCUGUUAUUUUCAUUAUUUAGUCCCAACCCCUAUGUCUCCCUCUUCGCAAUCAGUGAGCACACCCAGUGAGACCGGUAGCCAGGAAUCAGUUGACGGAGGCACGUUAGGAAGAACCCUGCAAUGGGACACUGAGCCUUCAGCUCUCCAGCUGAUAGCUGACUCAGAGCUUGGUCGCAGGAUGCAUAGAUUAGGGGCAUCACCAAUUGUUCAAAUUGACUUCUUGCCCAAAGAGCUGGUGACAUAUUCUAAAGAAACGCAGACUCCAGUUGCAGCCAAUCAAUCUGAAGAGGAUGAGGAAGAAGAUGAAGUCUCUGUAGUCAAACCUGAGCCUCAAACAGAUCAACAAGAGAAUGAGCAUUCUCAGGAGAACAAAGAAGUUCACCCAAGGGAACUCACAGAGGAGGAGAAGAAGCAAAUUCUACACUCUGAAGACUUCCUUGUUUUUUUUGACCGAACUGUGCGUGUGGUGGAGCGUGCAUUGGCUGAGGACUCUGACAUUUUCUUUGACUACAGUGGACGUGACAUGGAGGAGAGAGAGGGGGACAUGCAGGCUGGUUCCAAUUUAUCCUUCAGUCGAUGUUUCUAUGAUGAACACUGGUCCAAACAUCGUGUUAUCACGUGUCUUGACUGGUCCCCUCAGUACUCUGAAUUGCUAGUGUCAUCCUACAACGCUAAUGAGGAUGCACCGCAUGAACCAGAUGGGGUCGUUCUGGUGUGGAACAUGAAAUUUAAAAAGUCCACUCCAGAGUACAUAUUCCACUGUCAGUCCUCAGUGAUGUCGGUGGGUUUUGCUCAGUUCCAUCCCAAUCUGGUGGUGGGGGGCACAUACUCUGGGCAGAUAGUGUUGUGGGAUAACCGCAGUCACAGAAGGACUCCUGUGCAGAGAACACCUCUGUCUGCAGCCGCACACACUCACCCCGUUUACUGCGUGAAUGUGGUGGGGACACAAAAUGCCAACAACCUGAUUACAGUGUCCACAGAUGGCAAGAUGUGUUCCUGGAACCUGGACAUGCUCUCACAGCCACAGGAGAGUAUGGAACUGGUUUACAAUAAGUCUAAACCUGUAGCAGUGACUUGCAUGGCCUUCCCUGCGGGGGAUGUCAAUAACUAUGUGGUUGGCAGUGAGGAGGGGACUGUGUACACAGCAUCCCGCCAUGGCAGUAAGGCUGGUAUCUGUGAGAUGUUUGAGGGACACCAGGGGCCUGUGACAGGAAUCAGCUGUCAUAAUGCUGUGGGCCCGAUGGACUUCUCCCAUCUCUUCACCACAUCCUCAUUUGACUGGACAGUCAAACUGUGGACAACCAAACAUAAUAAGCCAUUGUACUCCUUUGAGGAUAAUGCAGACUAUGUUUAUGAUGUCAUGUGGUCUCCGGUGCAUCCGGCUCUAUUUGCCACGGUGGACGGGAUGGGCCGUUUGGACCUCUGGAAUUUAAACAGUGACACAGAGGUGCCCACUGCGAGUGUGACAGUGGAGGGCUCGUGCGCCCUGAACCGCGUGCGAUGGGCAUCGGGUGGCAAAGAAGUGGCAGUGGGAGACUCAGAAGGUCGGAUCUGGAUCUAUGACGUAGGAGAGCUGGCAGUGCCCCAUGCCGAAGACUGGACCAAAUUUGCCCGUACCCUUGUAGAAAUCCGUGCCAACCAGGGAGACAGAGAGGCGGAGGGUUCUCUGGAGCUAGCUGCCUAA
Messenger RNA from Chanos chanos (milkfish), 1938 nucleotides. It is a transcript of the gene dync1i1b, whose product is annotated as dynein cytoplasmic 1 intermediate chain 1b. Gene Ontology annotation, biological process: transport along microtubule. Gene Ontology annotation, molecular function: dynein heavy chain binding; dynein light chain binding. Bases 1 to 1938 code for a protein of 645 amino acids. The record is from RefSeq and is a predicted model, not a curated record. The transcript has 16 exons. Lineage: Eukaryota; Metazoa; Chordata; Actinopteri; Gonorynchiformes; Chanidae. Gene Ontology annotation, cellular component: cytoplasmic dynein complex.